Messenger RNA from Caenorhabditis sp. 36 PRJEB53466, 15376 nucleotides. The record is from the annotation of a GenBank genome assembly. Lineage: Eukaryota; Metazoa; Nematoda; Chromadorea; Rhabditida; Rhabditidae.
AUGCUCAAUUUCGGAGUCGUUGUCAUCGAGAAGAAGACGAAAAAAGUUGAAGAGGAGAAAAAGUGAGUCUUUUGUCUUUUUUUUGACUAAAAUUGCGGUUUUAUCGAUAAUCCCAAUUCGUUCAAAACGUUUUCGAUUACGUCAAUCACUUUUUCGAUAGGAAAAACUGAAGAUAAACGAUGGCAAAAAAUGAGAGAUUUGAUAGAAAAAGACGGACGAAUGAAUGGUUGGUUAAUCCGAGAGGAAUCCCGGAUAAAUGUUAAUCUCCCGCACGGAUAGAUUUUUUCAGCCAUUCCCCACACUUUCAGACAACUUUUCGCGCCCCUUUUCAAGAGAAAAGAGCGCAUAAUCAAGGUGCCAAACAUUUCGCAUUUCCGUCUUGAUGCACACGCACAUGUCUGUUUGUGUGAGCAUGAAUAUCCAAAAAAAAAACCAACACGUUCAGCAUGUUAAUUCCAUUUUUGCAUACAAAAAAUUUUAGCGCAUCAAUCGAUUAGACACUUUGGCAGGGACGGCCCAAAAUCUCGCAAGUCUGCAUUAGAGUCUAUAUGUAUUAUGGCGGCGAAUUCAUGGAAGACAGUUGACGGUUCUGUGGUCGAAGGGAUUGGAAACACGCGGCUGUGCGGCUCUCGCGCGAACAUUCAUGACCGGGGCAGGAGAAAGUUCGAGACCUUGAGGAGGUUUGAGGGAUAGGUACCAGUGUUGAGCGGAAUUCCGUCUUCCGUCUUCCGUAAAAAAUGUUUUCUUCCGUCUUCCGUAAAAAAUGUUUUCUUCCGUCUUCCGUAAAAAAUGUUUUCUUCCGUCUUCCGUAAAAAAUGUUUUCUUCCGUCUUCCGUAAAAAAUGUUUUCUUCCGUCUUCCGUGAAAAUGUUUUCUUCCGUCUUCCGUAAAAAUGUUUUCUUCCGUCUUCCGUAAAUGUUUUCUUCCGUCUUCCGGAUUUCAAAAUGCCAUUUCCGCUCAACUCUGGAACACAAUUUUUUUGUUGUUUAGUUAUUUUUUUCACCGGAGAAAAAAAGGUUCUGCAUUGACGAUUUUUUGUUCCGUCUUCCGUCUUCCGUUUUCCGUGUUCCGUAAAAAAAUUUCUGCCGUCUACCGUCUUCCGGAUUUGUCUUCCGGAUCGGUACAGACAGUUCUCCCGCUAGUUUGUAGUUGGGUGUCACGUUCUGCGGUCCUUCUCGGUCCGACGGGACCGUUAGAGCGGAGUGUCGUUGGUCUUGCGGGUAAGUUACCAAUUUACUAGCGAUAAAAACAUAUUUCCGACCAAGAAGAUCACAAUUGCCUGCUCUUUCUUCCUCUUCUUCUUCCUCUUCUUCUUCUUCUUCUUCUUCGGCGGAGCAAUUCUCUCUCUCUCUCUCUCCUUCUUUCCAAUAUAAUCCAUCUCAUUUCCGAUGCAUGUUAACCUUUUUUCCGAGAACAUGAGCAAAUUGUGCUACUCUGCUCUUGAAUCGCAACAUGUUUCCAACAAUUUUUCACCUGCUGUGAGCUCUGGUUUCUGAUUAGAAACAAGCAACAAAAAAAAAAGAGUGGUUAUGCUAGUUGGAAAUUGAGUUGAAGAAGAGACGGCUCGAGAUUUCGAGAAGAUUCGGAAAUAAAUGUGCGCCGAGAAGGGGCUUCUGCUCGAAAAAAAAAGCAAUAAAGGCUGCUUGCUUCGGGGGCUCAUUUCAAGCGUGAGCCCGUCCUUUUUGAGCACUGAAAAAGAGAGAAAAAGAAGAGAAAAGACGGACUUUUAGACGCGUUUUUUCUCGUUUUUUCCACAUUUUCUCCUUUCUACAUACUGUUGGAUUGCAGAAAACCAGCACGUCGCCGGGAAUCGAUGCAACCGUCGCACACGUACCUCUCGCCGCAAAGAUCGCCCCGUCUCAAACGAUUCUCCGAGCAGCUCUCGCACAUUCGAAUCUCGCUGGAUCCGCCGAGCCCGCCGUUCCUCAGUCCGUCUCCGCUCGGCGAUAUCCGCGAGAAUGAGGAGCCGCGCAUGCAUUACCUCCAGGUUCCGGGCGGUCAAAUCGACGAGAACUCGCCGGAAGUCUCGACGGGCGGCGGCGGCGGCGCCUUUCAGUUCGGCAGUCCGUUCCGAUGCAUUUCGUCGCCGCCGCCCGACCGCCGCACGAGCUUCGCGUCGACAAUGUCCGACACGAACAGCUCGAUCACGAUUCCGAUGUCGUCGAGUUAUCAGAAUCUGUUGUCGCCCAUGUGGAGCACCGCCAAGUACGCGAGCGACGACAACGAGACGCCGCCCAACGAGCCGAGUCCGCGCAGGUCCAAGAGUGCUCUGGUCAGUUUUUCGACCCGAACACUGUCUCCCCAAUGGCUAAUGCUAAAUUGAGCGCCGCGUUAAAACGGAGUGUCGUUGAAAACAAAAGCAGGUCUCUGAAAUUUCUGGAUUUUUCGCGAAAACCCGAAAUUUCAUCGCAAAAUGAGGAAAAUUAGGUAAAACAGGAAUUGUCAGAAUAGUUUAUAACAGCUGUCAUCUGAAAUUAGCGUUUUGCCCACAAGAAACAGCGCAUUUUUUCAUUUUUCUAUGAAUUUCAGUUCUGAACCUCAAAAACUGAAACUUCUCAGUGAUUUUUGCAUUUUAUGGGUUGUCUCUGUGCUCAAAAUGACCGCCUUUGUCUGCUGAACAAUCGUGAAGCAACUGUUUUUUGAUUUUGUCGACUGUUUUCUCAAAAUUUCCGAAAAUUCGUUUUUUCAAGCCAAAUUUUAAAAAAAACGAAAUUACUCUGCGAAUUUUCACUUUUACACGCGCACUCUGCGAUCAUUUUGUAGCUAUCGGUCAUAUGAACAAACGUGAGGCAAAAGUUUUGAAUGAAAACUGUGCAUUGGCCCAAAAACUCGGAAAAACAGUGUUUUCAGUUGAAAAACCGUCUCCCGUAAAUCGACACUGAGAGCCGCACGCGAAAAAGUGCGAGAAAAAUUUUUUCCGCCGAAGGGGAGACAGUGCCAAAGCGGAAUGUUUUUACGCAGAAAAAAUCGCUCCUGAGCCGUUUUUUUAGCCUAAAACGUGAGAAAACGGAGCAAACAAUUCAAUUGAAAAAGUCUAUAAAUUAAUAGUAUUUUUUUUUGCUAACGAAGCCAAUAGACAUGUCGAAUUAGUGUCAAAUUAACUUAAUUAGUGGGAGAAAAUGUUUUUGGGGGCCGAAUACUAAAAAGAGUGUGUAAUAUUAUAAAAGAACGACACACACACACACCGCCCAUCUUUCUUUUCCCGAAAAAGAAAAAGACAGUGUACAGUUGUUGGCUAUUGUGGAAGAAUUGGGAAAUUAGAAGAACUGUACAAUAUCUUUGUCUUCCUCUUUCUCUCUCUCUCUCUCUCUUUCUAUUUCCCGAUCGAGAACGUCCGAUUGAUAUCUCUAUGCAUAGUUGCGUAUACUGUUAAUCCAUAAAAUCAUCGAAUGCAGUAUUUCAAGCCGAGACGGGUGAGUUCUGGAUCGGGCCAGCCUUUUUGCUGGACUUUUGAACCAGUUGUUCUUUUCUGAUCGGGCUCAAACUUUUCAGACUUCUUGGACAUGGAUUGAAGUGUAUUGGGUCCAAGUUUCAGCCCGAUCGGAUCAUCCGGUCCCGAAAUAUAGUGCUUUAGAGCCGAUUUCGGUCAAUGAUCCACAUAGGGAACCGGAUGAUCCGAAACCUGGUCCCUAAAGUUUGAGUCCGAUAAGAAUAGUGCAAGUGGUUCAAAAGUCCAGCACAAGGGCCUGCCAAUUGCCCACUUUUUGGUUAUUUCCCUUGAAUACUCAAAUUUUUUGGUUUGUUGAUGAAAUCCUAGCUCCCAAAGUGUCGUCAUACAAAUUUAUUCGAAAAAUAAUGCCAAAACAAAAGAAUGACUGAAUUGGCGAAUAAACUAAUUAGUCGUCGUACCCCCGCAGAGACACCUGCUCAUUUUUUGUUCUGAAAACUAUGUAAUUUCUUGUCGCCUUCUUUUUCUCGGGCUGCCUGAUGUCGUUGCGUCGGAAAAAAGUGAGUGGCGCUGAAAAAAGUUGAUGAGCAAACGUCAGAAACUCACAACAAAAGGGAUCAAUUUGCAGAGCAACCGUUCGUCGUCGGAUUGCAUAAAUGUGCCGCCGAUUGUGUUUUCGCCGGUUCUAUCCCGUCCGAUUCGAUCGAUAUCGCCGACAAUGUCAAUGUCGCCCACUUUUCGCACUCAUCACGCAAGUUUUCACUUUUUUGCACUUUAUUAUCACAAAAAUGAGUCAUUUUAUUUGACCGCAAAGUUUUCGUACAUAAAAUGAGUCAUUCCCACUUCAGAAUUGCCUCGCUGCUCGAUUGGCUCUUAUUUUUAGUUUUUUGCCUACUCUGCACACAUUUAUUAUGCAUUGAGGCGCGUUUUUGCAGCAAAACUGCAAAAAUCGCUAUUCUCUUCUUUCGGACGCAAUUUUUCGCAGAAAUCGCCUGAACAUCUGUAAAAUUUGAGCUGAAAAUCGCAAGUUCCCAUGCUGAACGACUACGGUUGACACCACUUUCUGAUGCCGAGUACGCAAACACACUACACAGUUUGUCGGCUACAGUAGUCCGUUCGACAUUUUUUUGCAAGCUUUCGUUGAUUUUCGCGCUAAAAAGUAAGUUUUUAUAAAUCUUGUGUCAAAAAAUUUGUCAAACUGUGACCUCGAAUGUUUUUCAGCGCUAAAAUCUUUAACAGAUAGGAGAUUUACUUCAAUAUCUACGUUUUCCCAAUCUCUUCCAGUUUUCGCUAUUUUCCGCUAUCGUUCCUGCAAAACAUUGCUCAAAAACGUAAAAAUGACUUGAUUCACCAAUAGGAGCCCAAAAAACCGCAUUUUCGACAAGAAACGCCAAUUUUCUCCCAUGACGUUCAUUUUUCACCAAAAACCUUUCAGAAACCGUCAAUUCCAUCUGAUAGUAGCGAAAUAUUGUCCGAGAAACCUGAAUUCCUCCAAAAUUCCCCCACGAAACCGAAAAAACCGUUCUCCCACGUAAAAAGACCACUUUUUGACCGUUUCAUCUCAAUUUCAAGUGUGCUCCGCGUCUAAAGUGGCUCUUGUCAGUCAGACGCACACAACUUGUCACUGUGGUGAAAAAAUCGAUGGAAAUCAGUGUAUUUUCGUUGCGAAAAUGAAGAUAUUUUAGUUUUUGCGGUGCGGCGAGAACGAGCAAAUGCGGCUCAAGAGGGUCAACAAGGGAGUUGGCACCGGAAGUGCGCCAUGCGAGCCGUUGGCGCACUUUCGGUUUCCUCUCGUUUUCCCAGCACUCAAUUGAUUACUCACAAUGCAUGGAGCCCCGAGAAGCUUGCACAAAAAUUUAAAUGUUCCCGAUAUUUAUUGAUUUUUCUCCUAUUUUUUGUUAAAAUAGUUGUGGCUUCAACCCUUCUAGCACAAUUAGAAAAACGUAUUUAAAAGCCAAAACUCCCUCCACAAACCUUGUGAAAAUCAUUAAAAAUCGAAAGUUUUCGAUGAAUUGAGGCGUAAAAUCGGAGAAAAUUGUCGCCAACGCCACUUUUCUCCGCAAUAAAUCAUUGAUUUUCCGCCGUUUUUCAAUUUUUCUCCGGAAAUUCCAAUCGCUUCUCUUUUUCAUAUUUCCCGCUCUAAUCUCAUUAUUUUCACCCGGAAAUCGCCCAAAUUUCCGCCAUCCAUUUUGUUCCUUCAUUUUUCGUUUCAACCGCCUCCCUUACUUGAUACUUGAUGUCCGUUAGUUCUAGCUAAUAAAGCUGCGGACAAACUCUCCUUUUCUUGUGGCAGUAGACAAUGUCUUUUUUUCUACGAGCAUUUCUGCUUUUCUCCUUGUCCGGUACGAAGAUUCCGGCUGUUUUCAAUUCUAAAAAUGUUCUGUUUCAAGAAUACAUGUUAACAAUUUGUCUUAUCAAUUUUUCGGUUAAUUUUUCCAGUUGAAGUAUUCUUCUGUAGUUUUUUGCUAAAUCAUAGAAAUCGGAUAAUGUUCAGUGUUUUAUACCAUUUUUCUGGUUGGAUAAUUCUGCGUUUCCAUCAGAGUUUUGACCCAUCUUCGUGUAAUUCUCGAAACGCCACUUUUACGAGCGCAUUUCCGGCCUUUUAUAGGCCAUUAACUCUUCGCCUUUUGGGCUCCGAGCUCGGAAAACGGGAAGAAGAGCCGGAAGCGCUGCUCUUGAGGGAAUCGUCUAAUUAUAAAUGCGCCCCUCGUUUGCUCUUUUUCCACAAAAAGUUGGGGGUUCUCCGGAAUUUUCUCCACGAAGCAGUUACUUUUCCACUAUUUUUUGUGCACAAACAUUUCGAGAAGCUUAGGAGGCCGUAAACUGCGCAAUUAUCGAUCGGAAAAUGAGAAAAUUGGGGCGACAGACAGAGGAAUUAAUUCAAUUUUCUUCCUUUCCCCCUUCUUUCGCCUUUUUCCGCUCUCUUUUCGCUUCCCACAGAGCACACCACACUUUUUGCUCUUCUCAGUGGAAACAUUGGAUUUUCGACGUGUUUUUGAGCGAAAAGUGUGGAGAAAGUGACCGACUUUUGUAGCUUUCUCCUUGACUGCUGAAAACAUGCUAAUACCUUGUUUUUCUGCUGGAUGUCAAGAUUAUCGGCACUUGCGUAAAAAGAGUAUAAUUGGAUUAUAUUCGACUCUUUCUAUCCAUUUUGAUCAAUGAUUUUCCGUCGAGAUAAGUCUAUUUUCGACUCGAUUAGCAUCUCCUCGAUUUGUGAGCAUUUUCACGAGAGAAAAGAGCAGAAAUAGAGGCGGAAAAGGAUGUCAGUUGCAUUUGACACACGAGAAUGAGCCGGAGAAAAAACGGAGAGAACUUUGAGCUUCGUCGCCUAGAAAAUCCCUUUUUUUCCGAUAAUUCUGAAAAACCGGACAUCUUCUUUCCUCUUCUUCUUCUUCUUCUUCUUCUUGUCCGCUUUUUCUAAUUAAUUUUUUUUCUCGAACGCCUAUUUUCUUUCAUUUUUUACCCUCUUGAGAAAUCAUGAUAAAAGAGCGUGUUUUUCAGGCGAGCAAUGUCACAUUUUCUAGAAAAAAGAGCUUGGUGAAAAACCCGCAAAAUGUUCACUUCUCCGCAUUUCUGACCCAAACGGGCCGGCUGCUAACUCGCUUCAAGAUCAAAGUUGUGGCAGAUUGUAGAUCUCGAUGAGUUCUACAAAUGUGACAACUUGUAGCCGGUAUUGUGGGCCGACCGCGCCACAAUACCGGCUCUAAUUUGUUCUACGCACAACUUUGAUUUUGAAGCGAGUUAUCAGCCGGCCAAGUAUGCAAUUAAUUCCCGGCUUUUUGCAGAAUUCCGACUCUGAAAGCGAGACGGGUGCUGCGUCCAUCCAGACGGUCUCUGUGUUCGGCAAUUGCGGAGGCGUUUGGAAAGGUAGCGGCAGUUUGAUGAUCCCGCCGAGAAGGUCGUUCCAUCGGGGCGGCGGCGGAGGCAACGACUCCUCCGACAGCGGCUCCGUCGCCAAUGUCGAACGCCUUUUGAAGAGGAAUCGACGCAGGACCAUGGCUAUUCAUGGUAUAUUCACGCACAAAACAUUUUAUGCAAUUCUCUAAAUGCAGGCGUGGAAACAGAGCAGACGGCGGCGUCGACGGGCUGGUCGUCGGCCUCGAUGACGAAUUUGUGCCGGAUCCGUUCGUCGCUGGGCCACUCGGACCCCCAAUUGUCUUCGAGUUCCACGAAUUCGUGCUUCUCCACCUCCACCUCGUCGCUGCAUCCGCCCAAAUCGUCGGCCUCCUCCUCCAACUCGGCCCGUUCCCCGACCGCCCGUCCUUCUUUGCACUCCUCGACGUCGCCGGUGACUCUGCAGAGGUGCAGAAGUCCAUUGAGGGUCCCGCAAAGAUCCACGUCGUCCUCGCACAAUUUCGGAGCCGGUCAGGCAGCGCCCGGCAGCUCCGGAAGCUCUGUGCACAGUGGCGCCAUCACUCUCAGGUUUGUCCAUUUUUUUGAAACUUUUAGGGGGGAAUUUGAGGUUUGAGCGUGACACCUGAUGAAAAUCGAAAAAACAAACAAGCCCCGCCCCUUUUUCGUUCUUUCGAAACGAGUCAACAAUGGCUUGUUUUUCAAUACCCGACCACGAGUUUUCCGCCUUUCUUUCUCUAAUUCUCUGUCUAUUUUCCACUUUUUUUUCUAACUUUUUCUCCCACGAGAUGAAAGAAUUGGGCGAACGAUUUGACAGAAAGAUGUUGUUGAUUUUUCUAGAGAAAAAAGAUUAUAGUAUAUUUCUAAACGAUUUUUCAUGCGAUUUCACCUAAACAGUGCAUACAAUAAGAGUGGAAAGUGGUUGCAGGACGUACUCGGCCCGAAAUGGCUCUUCGCUGAUGGCUCCGGUGCAGGACACGCGCAGGUGGUCCCUCGCUUCACUGCCUUCAACGAGCGGAUACGGAACUCCCGGCACUGGCAGCAAUUCCGGUGUCUCGGUACGGUUUUCUUCGUUUUUUGGUUUAAAGUUUGGUCUUUCUAUAUUGUCAUUCGCCGUCUCUCUGAUCUCCUGGAAAGAAGGCUUUUCUAGAGAAAUUGUUCUACAUUUUUUUAAAUCUACAUUUUUUUUUGAAAAUUUCAAAUCUACAUUUUUUUUUGAAUAUUUCGCUUCCAGAGCCAGUACUCUUCAUCGGAACAAAUUGGCGAAAUGCUCGAGCAGACGCGAAUUUCCGGACCGAUCCGUCAGAAUUCGUCGCGAUUUGACAGCAACGACUCUUAUGAUGACGUGGCAUCCCAGCAGGCGGCCGCCCAGAACGCCUUCCUCAAUAGGCCCAGAAGCCGCAGUCUGACGUACGCUUUUUCCGAAUGAAAAUGUGUGAUUUCCUCAGGAGAAGAGAGCCUACGCGCGCGCAGCGAAGGCCUUUGUACUCAUAUUACAUGGUAUUAAAUUGGCGGCGACUACGCCUAGGUUCUCAUCCGGGACAGUUCUGGCUCGGCGUAGCCUCUGUAGCGGGCCUGGGCGAGUUUUGGCGAAACUGUUGCGCGCCAGCGUCUCUAAUUUUUCGCACGCGAAUCGCCGCUCUCCGCCAGAGCCGUUUUAGCGGUCCUGACACCACUGUUAUGCGCAAAUUAAUCAACUCAUCUUAUCGUUACGGUGAUUAUACUAAUUCGAGCAACAAUUCUCAAAAUAUACUAUUUUUGCUUGAAACGGAAGAAUACUUUUUUUUUUCUCAAAACUCUAAUGUAUUUUCUGCAGAAGCCCAAUGAAAUUUCUGAACGAGUACAACGUGGAGAUGGUCAACCGGACGUCGGUCUACAAGGAACGCUUUCCUAGGGCCAAACUGCAAAUGGAGGAGAGAUUGCGGGCGUUUGUCGCCGAAAACGGGCCACUGAGCGGCGGAAUCUCACAGAAAACGGACGGCGAUUCGGACGAGGACGGAACCGAUAAAAAAGCGGCGGCAAGCGGCACUCUGAAGGCCAACGACAGCGUCGAGGAGGCUGUUAUGAGGAGCCGGCGGUCCACGGUGAGCGAGCGAAUUUUUCGGAAUUAUUUUAGAGUUUAGAGUUCACCCCAAAAAAUAGAUAAUAUACUUCUUUUUCUCUCUUCUUCGAAAUAAAAAGUGGCCUUACUGGGACCGAAAACAGAGUGAUGAAUGUGUUUUUGAGGUUCUUUGGAUUCGUUUUGCCAUUUUUGCAAAAGAGAUCACCAUUAUUUGCGUCUCUACUAGCAAUUGUUCCCCCGUUUUUCUUGCAGGUGCUCGAAGCGGAAUCGUACGCGGACCGCAGUCUGCUCCGGCUGAUCGGCGACGGCGCCACCCGAUUCCUGCACCAUCAGAUCGUCGAGACGGCCGUCGAUUGCCUUUCGAAAUCGAAGGACGACCUCAUCACUUGCUCCUACUUUUGCGAGAUGAGCCAGAGACUCGAGGAGACACUCAACGAGGUCAGCCCGCAUUUUUGUGAGGAAAAAAUAAAUCGGUUAAAAGUUGGCAAAAAUUACUGUUUCGAUAAUGGGUAACAUUUUUAGAACAACCUUUUUUUGAUUGUCGCAUUAUUUCAAUUUAUACGUAGUUGUUUAAGGCGCAAAUGAAAACCUCGCCGGAAUCGCUGGAAUAUUUGUCGAAAUUGGUGCGGAAACUGCUGAUGAUCGUCUCGCGGCCUGCCCGCCUUUUGGAGUGUCUCGAAUUCAACCCGGACGAAUUCUAUCAUUUGCUGGAGGAAGCGGAAGGAGUUGUCAGGGAGCAGCUGGGCAGCGGGACCGCCCGAGUGCCCGAUCUGCCACAGUACAUUAUUGGUGAGCUGCUUUUCAUUUUUUUUCCCGUGACUCUAGAAUUUGCAUUUUGAAAGACACCCGAAAACAUGAUACCGAUGUGACGCAUCUGAUUUCUUCAAAAACGAAGAUUGUCUUGUACGCCCACAAUACGCUUUUUUCCAAAUUUGUAAAACAUGCAACUUUUUUCCAGCUAAAAAUGCAUUUUUCUGCAGGAAAACUGGGUCUGGACCGUGAUCCGCUGCUCGAUUCGACGGAACACGUGGAGGAGGCGACGGAAGAACCGCACCCGGCGGCCACGUCAUCAGCCGCGACGGCCACGAGUUCCGCCUCGAAAGCCACGUGGCCGGAGGCGAAUCGUGCUCCCUGCGAAGACGAUUUCGACACGAUUCGGGUGAGAAAAGCGGGAGGAAAAAAAAAAGAUCAUAGCCCAAAAGACGGAAAUGUCCAGAUUGUUGCCCCUUAAGGACACUCCUGCAAUCUGAACACUUCCGACUCUUGUGCAUGUACCAGGUAUCCUAGCGGGUUCAAAUGAGUGGAAAAUGAACAAAUAUGACCCAUGGAAGUAAUUCAGACAGUUAGAACAACUUAACAACCUAUUACAGUUCGGGUAAAUUUAGUUCUCUCUCCGGAUGCCUUCUUUAAUUCUGAUUUUUGACAAAGAGUGUGUUGCAGUUGGUGUCGAACGGAGCGUACGGCGCCGUGUAUCUGGUCCGUCACCGCGAGACGCGUCAACGAUUCGCGCUGAAAAAGAUGAACAAGCAGACGCUGAUGCUGCGGAACCAGGUGGAUCAGGUGUUCGCGGAGAGGGACAUCCUCACGAUGGCCGACAAUCCGUUUGUCGUCUCCUUCUACGGAUCGUUCGAAACACGACAAUAUCUGUGCAUGCUGAUGGAGUACGUCGAAGGCGGGGACUGCGCGGCGCUGCUCAAGUCGGCUGGCACACUUCCGGUCGAGUUGGCACGGCUUUACGUCGCGGAGACCGUGCUCGCCAUCGAAUAUCUACAUUCUUACGGAAUUGUGCACAGGGAUCUCAAACCCGAUAAGUACGCCCUUUUUGGAAUAGCUUAUGUUUCUUUCACUACUUUCUAUUUUAAAAUUGCAGUCUUCUGAUCACAGCAAUGGGACACAUCAAACUGACGGAUUUCGGGCUCUCGAAAAUCGGAUUAAUGAACAGAACGACGCUUGUGGCGGAGGGCUACGAGACCGUCGCCGAAACACAACAAUUCCAGGACAAGCAGCUGUGCGGAACACCCGAGUACGCUUUUUUGUAGUGUAGAAAACACUAGAAAAUCCAAGAUUUCCAUACAAGUUCAUUUUGCAAAUUAAUUUUGCAGAUACAUUGCUCCAGAAGUGAUUCUCCGUCGCGGAUACGGAAAACCCGUCGAUUGGUGGGCGCUCGGCAUCAUUUUGUACGAGUUCCUCGUCGGAAUUGUGCCAUUCUUCGGCGAAUCGCCCGAAAUUUUGUUUUCAAAGGUAACAGUUCAGUUUAAUAGACGCGAAAGAGUUUUUUGCUGCACAAAUAGUUUUGUUAUCACCAGGGCUGGGCAAAAUUUUGACUUUUUAUGUGGGUCGAAAGUCCAGGCCUCAAAAAGCCUUCAAAAAGCCUGGGCCGGCGUUUUUUCCUGCAAUUGUCAUAGUAUUAUGCAAGCAAACAUUUUGAAUUCCCAAUUUUUAGGUGAUCAGCGAAGAGGUGGAGUAUCCGGAAGAAGAAGAGGCGCUGCCUGCCGAAGCGGAAGAUCUCUGCCGACGUCUUCUGGAGAAGAACCCGGCGGAGAGACUCGGAACGGUGAACGGGGCCGCCCAGCUGAUGGCCCACGCCUUCUUCGCACUCCUCGAUUUCACCUCGCUCCUGAGGCAGAAGGCCGAGUUUGUGCCGCAAUUGGACAACGAGGAGGACACGAGCUACUUUGACAGUCAGCACUCUUUUCUUUGGACUCUUCAUUUUUUUUUAGUGCCUGUCUGAAUUUCCAAUUUUUCAGCGCGAACCGACCGCUACAACCACGAGGCGGAGAGCUGCGGGGAGGAGGAAGCGGGCGGAUGCUCGUCGACGGCCUCCUCGAUGAUGUUCCACUCGUUCUCGACAGCCAGCCCGCGUCAUUCGAUUGUUUCGAUAGACCCCGCCCACCUGCCGCACCUUCUCUCGACUGCGAACGCGGCGGCCAAGGAGAUCGAACGAUCGCACUCGGUUUCGGCGGCGUCCAAAUCGGAAAUACGACCGGAAAGGUCCUACUCGACCGGUCAGGCACCCACCGAUCUCUUCAAUAUUGUCGAUGAUCACACCAGCAGCACUGUACGUUGAAAAAAAGUUUUUUUUGCCGAAUCUGUGGGGUAGAAACAAUUGGAAAGAUCAGAAAAAUUAACAAUCUUUUAUACGAGUGAUGAAUUUUUUCUAUAGAAGUAUAAGUCUUACGGUGAAACGGUAAUCAUGAUUUUCCGAAAUUUCGAAUUUGCGAAGCUAUUGUCAGAGAAAAAACACCUUUCCUAGUGGAAAAUCUGAAAGAUCAAUAGAAAACGUUCUAUUUCUUGCAGGCCGUAAACCUUCGUCGCCGUUUCUCCGCCCAACGUCACCAGGUCUCGACGACUUCCUCCUCGGGGACGGGCUCCGGGACGUGCUUCGCGACGGCGGCCUCCUCGACCGACUCUUCCGUCGACGCCUCCUCGCUGCCCGUUUUCCAGACGUCCUCCCGAGGCGGUUCCCUCGCCGAACGGGGCUCCAUUCCGAAGUUCUCGAUCUCGUGCGAAGGAUCCUCCGCCCCGCAGAUGGACGAUUCGGAGCACGCGGAAGAGGAGGAGGAGACGGUCCGAUUCAGAAGACAGUCGUCAGGAAGGAGCUCUGGCGGCGCCCAACAGCUCCAGCUCGUCAUUCCCUCGAUUUCGUCGGCGCAGGAAAAGGACACUGUGAUACAGCCGAGCAGAGAGACUUGCUAUGUCGUACGUUAUUAUUACUGAAAAAUAUAUCUGAAACCCACUUGCAAGGAUCCGGUUGGGACCAAACCUUGCAGGCUUCUUGGACCUGGAUUUAAGUAUAUUGGGUCCAAAUUUCAGCCCGAUCGGAUCGUCCGGUCCAGAGAUAUGUGGAUAAUUGGCCGAAAGCCCGGGCUCUUCGGCCAAAUGCGGGCCUCAAACACUAUAUCCCGAGAGUAAAUAAUCCGAUCGGGCUGAAACUAGGACCCAGUGUACUUGAAUCCAAGUCCAAAAAGUCCGCAAAGUUUGGGUCCGAUCGCACGGCCCAGCAGAAUAUAAAAAUCUCUAUUUUCUCCCAAGAAAUCGUCAUUUUGAUUGCAGAUGUACCCGUCGACGGGCACCUCAUCGGCCAGUUGCCAACUAUCGCCGGGCGGCGCGUCCGUCUCGUCGGUCUCCUCGACGGACAUUUGCUCGCCGCACCCGUGCUCAGCCCACGCACCCUCCGAACACCCGGACGCCACGUCAUCAUCAUCGAUCACUUCGGCGAAUCCGGCGGCUGCGAAGACGAUUACGAUCCGGAAAGGACCGUUCGGCUUCGGGUUCACACUUAAAUCCGUCCGCGUUUACAUGGGAGAGCACUCGGAAUACUAUACCAUCGAGCAUAUUGUGACGGCCGUCGUCGAAGGUAAGCAAGAAUGGGGGGAUUUCUAGAUUCCCUAUUGAAAAGCGGGAAAAUUAAAGCCUUUUUGUAGAGAAAGUAGAACUUUCCGAGUGUUUUACCGUUUUUCAGUAGAAUGUAAGCGGCAGAACAAUUUCGAAACUUUGCAGGUGUUCUAGCCGGCUUCUCCAGUUUUCACGUUUCAAUAAAUCGUUUUUUGAAGGUAGUCCGGCGUACGAGGCGAAUCUGCAAGUGGACGACAUGAUCACGCACGUGAACACACACGCAGUGCACAAUCUGACCCAUCCGCAGCUGAUGCACCGUCUUCUUUCGAACGGAAACGAACUGUUCCUGAGGCUGAUGCCGCUCGAGGCGACGAGUAUUCGCGAGGGCGCCGCGCGUCGGACCGUCGGCAAAAUGGCGCGGAAGAAGCCGAAACGGCCGCAACGGCGCGUCGUUCCGAUGGAGAAAAAGGCGCGGAAGCCGUCGGCGCUUCUGCGGAGACUCUCCGGAAAACGGGCGACGAACGACAUCGUGCCGGGCAGCUCGAGCCAGAAACAGGCGUUCAUGCCGAGAAGCGCCUCGAGCCAGGACGGAUCCAUACUCACACAUCUGCCGGGCAUCCAGAAGGAGCAGCAGCAGCAGCAGCAGCAGCAGCCGGAAGCAUCAGGAACACAGCCACAACAAGGGGUCGUUAGGAGGAGUGUUAACGAGAUCGAGGUACACCCUUUUUUGUGGCAAUUUUGUCUUUUUUUUGAACAUCUUGAAAGAAGUCGAGCGAAAAAGUGAGAAAUUGAACGCAUUUCCCCACUGUUUCUCCGUUUUCCCUCUUCUCCUCUGUGCUUCUCGCUGCCCAAUUCGUCCCAUUUUUGCAGGCGAACCGUCCGUCGUCGCUGCGUGCUCCUGUCACUUCCACUUCCACUUCCACUUCCACUUCCCCCGCUUCCGUCCCCCCUUCCACUUCUUCUCCCUCUUCUUCUUCUUCUUCCUCUCCGGCACCGCCCACUUCUUCUUCCAUCGCUUCCGUUCCGUCUUCGGUCGCUCAGGGACCGUCCGUCGUCGCGCAGGCGCCGUCCAUUUCGAUCGUAAAACAAAAAUCGCAAUCGAUUGCGGUCAGUCCGUUGGCCAGAGACCCCCGGAUGAGGUUGGUUUGAGUACGAAAAAUUGGAAGAAAAAUGGCUGAAGAGCUAACAUUUUUCCCUGUGUUUGUGAUGUUUUUUCGUGCAAAAAGCGGGCACGGGGCGGCCUGCUAACUCGCUUCAACAGCAAAUUUGCAGCGAGUUAGCGGUCGGACCGUUUGCAAGUAUGCUCUAUUGUUCAAGCUAGAAUUUUUAAAAGAUUUAAAAGCGAUUAGUAAAAGCUGUUCUCGUGGGAUUCUUAGAAACACUCUUGAAUUGUUUUUUCCAAUAAAAAUGUAUUGUUGCAGAUCGCCGUCGCCGUCAACGGCCCGCGGACCGUCGUCGAGCACCUAUUCGACGCGUCCCGACGGCUCUUCGGCAAUCGGAAGCCCCGCCCACUCGAACAACGCGACGAGCACGCCUAGACACUCUCCGCACUUGUCUGCACGCCGACGGUCCUACCAGCCCACGACGAGCGGCGGAUCCGCCGCGACCACUCAGUCGAUGAUGGUGCCGCCGACGCGCGGGUUUUCCGCUGCCGCGCAGUCCGCACAGAACCUGUUAAACCGUAUUUUACCCCGUCACGAACACGGAUCCUCAUCGUCGCAGAAUAAUUCACAAAAGUAA